This is a messenger RNA of Phytophthora sojae, 1719 nucleotides long. RefSeq lists its product as hypothetical. Gene Ontology annotation, biological process: regulation of G2/M transition of mitotic cell cycle; signal transduction; regulation of gene expression. Gene Ontology annotation, molecular function: cyclin-dependent protein serine/threonine kinase activity; cyclin binding; ATP binding. Lineage: Eukaryota; Oomycota; Peronosporomycetes; Peronosporales; Peronosporaceae. The coding region runs from base 1 to 1719 and encodes 572 amino acids. The transcript is spliced from 7 exons. Gene Ontology annotation, cellular component: cyclin-dependent protein kinase holoenzyme complex; cytoplasm; nucleus. The record is from RefSeq and is a predicted model, not a curated record.
AUGGCAAGCAUGGCUCUGGUGUCGAGGAAGUGGAGGGAGCUGACGGAGCACCGAUCGCUGUAUCGCUCACUGUCGAGUGUGAAUGCUGAUGGGUCCGUGAACUGGGUCAACUUCAAGAACUUGGGCUUCAAGUGCAAGGGCACCGAGGGGAAAUGCUUCAAGUGUCUCGAGCGUUCCACUGGUAAAAUUCUGGCCGUGAAGAGGCCUAGGGUCUUUCCCAAGCUGACAGUGCUGAAGGGGGUGAAGCACGACCACAUUUCGUCGCCGGAGUUGAUCAGUCUCGCCAAGGAUCAGCUCCACACAUUUUCCCCUUACGUGGAUAAAACGCUGCAGGAUUUUAUCAAUCCAACGGAAACCCCGGAGGGUGGACGCGAGCUACCCGAGACGGUGAUCCGUAAGAUUCUGCAUCAACUUCUAGAUGCGAUGGUGUAUUGUCAUCGCCGUGGGGUCUUGCACCGCAAUCUCAAGCCAAAGCAUUUGCUUGUCAAGACGUCCGACUCGGAGAAUCUCAGUGAUGCAAUGCUGGAGAUCUCGGACUUUUCUUUGGUUCGUGCGCUGGGAGUCCCCAGUCGGGCGUACACGACGGAGGUGGUCACGCUUUGGUACCGCGCUCCCGAGAUAUUGAUGGGGGUGCAAGGGUACUCUUCACCGGUCGAUAUGUGGUCUAUUGGUUGCAUUUUUGCUCAAAUGGCUCGAGGGGAGCCGCUCUUCAGCGGUAUUUCGGAGAUUGAUCAGCUGUUCCAGAUUUUCAGCAAACUGUCAACCCCCACAUCCGAUGCAUGGCCAGGUUUCUCGUCGUUGCCGAACUACAGCUCCGAGUUCCCGCACUGGGACAGUCAGCCUUGGGCUCGCCUCGUGCCGGGCAUUUCGGUCCCAGGGAUCGACCUGCUGUCGAAAUUGCUUGCGUAUAACCCAGAGCAGCGAAUUACGGCGGAAGAAGCACUUCGCCACCCGUAUUUCUUCGAUGAUGCACCUGCGUUCUUGCCGCUGCCUUUGAAGAAUCUGGUGAACCAGAUGUACCAUUCGAAAACCCUUCACGCCACCCACCGAGAAAUGCUCGUCGACUGGAUCAUCGAAGUGAUGGAUGCGUUCGAGAUGUGCCCCCGGACAGCUUUUCUGGCAGUCAAUUACACGGACCGGUACCUAGAUACUGUCUUGAUCGAGAAGACGCAGUUCCAGCUCCUUGGCGCAACCAGCCUGCACAUUGCGUCGAAGCUUGAAGACGUGAAUUAUAUUGGCGUGGAGGAUCUGGCCAUGUGCGCCGACACGGUGUUCACGGCUGCGCAAGUGUUGAAGAUGGAAGAAAAACUACUGAACACUCUCAAUUUCACACUCUCGGUGCCUACUGCGCUGGAUUUCCUGAACAUUUACGAGAGGAUGAUACCAACUAUUCAUGAGACGACGUCCAUGCUGGCUCAUUAUCUGUUGGAGCUGACGCUGCAAGAAUAUCAGAUCUUGAAGCACCUGCCGUCGGUGGUGACGACUUGUUGUCUGUCGUUGGCCAUGUAUACGAUCGACGGAGUUCCAAUGACCAAAGAGCUGGUCGAUGCCAGCAAGUACAACUGGUCGGAUCUGAAGGAGUGUAUGGGAGAGCUCCAGAAUCUGUACGCUAACUCACCGUCGAACAACCUGCUGGUGAUCAAGAAGCGCUAUUCGAAAGCAGAACGUUACCAGGUGGCUGACAUUCCUCCGCCCAAGUCAUUCAGGAUGGCAUUUUAA